Molecule: messenger RNA, 456 nt
Organism: Blepharisma stoltei
Lineage: Eukaryota; Ciliophora; Heterotrichea; Heterotrichida; Blepharismidae
Source: the annotation of a GenBank genome assembly
AUGGAAAUGAGCAGCGUAUUAAACAAUCAAGAUUCAGAGUUUUCAGCAUUAAUAACUCCUAUAAAAUCACAUCUACGACCAACUAUAAAAAUAAGCAGCAAUCGAAGAUAUAAAUCAUUUACAGACCCCUCUAGGAUUUUAAGUUUAAGCUCCGGUAAAGGGAAGCAUCACAAUGAUUCACUAAUCAGUGAAUUAUCAAAAAAGCAUCGUGAAAAAUCAUUUAAUUCAUCUAUGAUACCUAUAAAAACUGGGUUUUUCCCAUCGAUUACUAUCAAAGAAAGCGAAAGUUUAAUUUUAGACGCUAAAACUCCUACAUUUAUGGGCAAUGGAUACCAAACGCCUUUUAAUGUUACCUUUAGACCACUUGAAAGGUGGACUGUAGAUCAACCCAAAAAGGUUAGAAGGUUUCCAAGAGAAAUUUUUGGACAAAUAAAAAGAAAAAGAUUGUCAAUCUAA